GAGAGAGAGAGAGAGAAAGAGGGAGGGAAGAGAGAGAGAGAGAGAGUUAGAAGGAUCCACCAGUCUGUUUACCGAAAUAGAUGCAGUGAAAUAAUCAGGAUAGGUGAGACAUGGUGAUUGUCUCCGCCAACGCUUCGCUUUUCCUCGGCCAGCGCUGCAACAGGUGAUGUAACAAGGAUCCGGGACAAUGGAAGGAGCAUCGCGGGGCCUUGUGGGCGUGGAAACCCUCGCCCUGGCGGUCAUACUGACACUGUGCUGCUUUUGCUGUUGCUUAUCUACCGUCCAAGCAAGCGAGUACUUCAUGGAGUCCUCGGACAAGGAGAUCCUGGACUUCCUCCUGCACAAGAGCAGAUACGACCGCAGGAUUCGGCCUCCCGUGGAAGUAGGCCCCCUGAAGGUGAACGUCAGCGUUCUUUUGUUGAGUCUCUCCUCCCCCGACGAGUCCAGUCUGAAAUACGAGGUGGAGUUGUUGUUACACCAACACUGGAUCGACCCGAGGUUGAAGCAUGACGACGCGGGAAGACAUCCGUACCUCAGCGGGAUCCACCACAUAAACGAGAUGUGGCUGCCUGACACCUACUUCAUCAUGCACGGGGAGUUUAAGACAGAUCUCUCCAAAGACGACAUCGCCUUAAAAAUUUACAGUGACGGGAAGGUCUCUUAUACGAUAAGGAGGUACCUGGUCCUGUCUUGCGAAGGAAAUUUGAACAAAUUCCCUUUCGACGACCCCUUCUGUACAUUUUCCAUGGAGAGCAUAUCGUACGAAAGGCACGAGCUGACCUACGCCUGGCUCAACAACACUGCGUCGGGCAACGGCACCUCCCUGGCCAAGUCGUCCAACUUGCGAGCACUCAACGCCUACAUGAUAAUGAACCGAACGGUCUUCUGCGAGGAGACCUUCUUCUGGAGAGGCCCGAGCCCGUUACAUGGAGGGGACUACAGCUGCCUGAAGGUGGAGCUGGAGUUCACGCGGGACGACGCCUUCUACCUGAGCACCGUCUUCUUCCCCGGGAUGGUGCUGGUGACGAGCUCCUUCAUCACCUUCUGGCUGGAGUGGAACGCCGUCCCGGCCCGCGUCAUGAUCGGCGUCACCACGAUGCUCAACUUCUUCACGACCUCCAACAGCUUCCGAUCGACGCUGCCCGUCGUGUCGAACCUGAGCGCCAUGAACCUGUGGGACAGCGUGUGCAUGUUCUUCAUCUACGUGUCGCUGCUGGAGUUCGUCGUGGUGAACUACGUCGGCCGCAAGCGACCGAAGCACAACAUGGCCUACAUGCCUGGAGAAAACGCGGUCAUCCAGGUAUUGACAGAGAACAGACACCGGAUCCCACAGGCCAUACACCGGAUCGGUCUGAGUUUGGUAAGCGGCUGGACGGAAAGGAAGCGUCCAAGUGGUCCUUUGGGCACGGGUGGAGGUAGUACCUGUGGUGGGGGCAUAGGCGACGUGGCAGCCGCCAACAGGAACUCCCAUGAACUGGUGUCUUGUGCCAACUGUGGCAACUCUCAGUGCUCGCAUGCCAACGCGCCAAAUAACUGUCCCAAUGGAGAGGAUGUGACUGUUCCAGAACCCGUGGAAGUCAGUCAGGUAGAGUACACUUUUAAGCCCCGCAAGAAAGAUCCUCCGCAUCCAAUCCGGGUGGCGAAGUCCAUCGACGUCAUAUCCCGGAUUGUGUUCCCCGUUGGGUAUUUCAUCUUUCUUUUUUACUUCUUUGCAACGUAUAGGGGUUUUGGCUGAGUCGUCCGCCAGUUCAUCCGCACCCCGCCGCCCCCCCUCACCCCUGAGCCAUCUCUCUCCCCCUUGUCU
This is a messenger RNA of Macrobrachium nipponense, 1804 nucleotides long. It is a transcript of the gene pHCl-1, whose product is annotated as glutamate-gated chloride channel-like. Gene Ontology annotation, cellular component: synapse; plasma membrane; neuron projection. Gene Ontology annotation, molecular function: excitatory extracellular ligand-gated monoatomic ion channel activity; chloride channel activity; transmitter-gated monoatomic ion channel activity involved in regulation of postsynaptic membrane potential. The transcript has 15 exons. The coding region runs from base 188 to 1735 and encodes 515 amino acids. The record is from RefSeq and is a predicted model, not a curated record. Lineage: Eukaryota; Metazoa; Arthropoda; Malacostraca; Decapoda; Palaemonidae. Gene Ontology annotation, biological process: chemical synaptic transmission; regulation of membrane potential; signal transduction.